Lepisosteus oculatus (spotted gar) is the source of this 1022-nucleotide messenger RNA. The record is from RefSeq and is a predicted model, not a curated record. NCBI's taxonomy places the organism in Eukaryota, Metazoa, Chordata, Actinopteri, Semionotiformes, Lepisosteidae.
GGUUCCGUCCUGCUGGGCUCACGGGUCUCUGUCCCGGUUCUGUCUCCCCAGGCGUGCUGGUUCUGGGCCUGUCCCGGCUGUGCUGGGCUCACGGGUCUGUCCCGGUUCUGUCUCCCCAGGCGUGCUGGUUCUGGGCCUGUCCCGGCUGUGCUGGGCUCACGGGUCUGUCCCGGUUCUGUCUCCGCAGGCGUGCUGGUUCUGGGCCUGUCCCGGCUGUGCUGGGCCUCUCUGAUGCCGCAGAGCCAGGAGCGAGGAGAAGUCUGGGUGCACCGGCACUUCGUCCAGGACUCCCUCUCGCUCUUCCUCCUCUUCUUCCUCAACCUGGCCGUGCUGUCCACCUACCUGAGCCAGGAGACCCUCAAGCUCGUACCGCUGCUCACCGGUCUGUUCGCCAUCGCCAGGCUGGUUUACUGGCUGGCCUUCGCCCUGGGCAGCAGUUUCCGUGGCCUGGGCUUCGGACUGACCUUCUUCCCCGUGCUGGUCAUGCUGGUGGCCAACCUGUACUUCACCUUCGUUCAGGAGGGCGGCAGCAUCUUCGCCCUGGAAGAGCCCGAGGAGCCCGGCGCCACGCCGCCCCCCGGCCAGCCCCGGCUGAGGUUCUGGGGCUGAUCCCGGGUCGGACUGCGGUACUGACUGGGCUGGCCAGCGGAUGUGGGGGACUGGCACCAGUUUCACUACCUGGGCUGUCCGGAAUGACUCUUAUUCGUCUGAAGGGAUCUUGGGGGUUGGGGGGGGUCGGCUGAGCUUGACUUCCUCUGCAGCGAAGGACCGGCUGACGGAGGCUCUUCCUGUCGGUGAUCUGCGCUCGUGUUUCAUUGGCUCACAAGGGCUCCAGCGCAGUUUCCUUCUACAAUGUAUGCUAUUAUAUUAUUAGUAGUAGGAUUAUGAUGAUGGUUGCAUUUUUUUUAAUUGCUCUUCCUGGCUGUCACACUUUCGUGGAGUCCAAUUUUACUCAAUGCUGCUUGUAAAUGUACUUUUUUUUUAAGUUUUGUAUGAAAAAUCCAGUAAAGCAAGGAAAUAUU